AACGCUUAGCGGGCCUGUUGUCACUCGGGUCGCGCUCUUGUGCACUUGUGCAAAUUCCGCACGAGCGACGACACAAACAACGAGGAUGGGAGGCCAGGCGCUCACCUGGCUCGUGAUUGCUGUCUGCGUCGGGCCGGCUCUCUCCGGAUACGUGGUGCGCCGGCGGGUCUAUGGCGGUGGCGGAUAUGUCGGCGGUGGCGGAUACGAUGAUGGUGGAUACGGCAGUGGUGGGUAUGGCGGUGCAUAUGCCACAAAGAGGUAUUACUCUGGUGGUGGAGGCGGCGGCUACGCGGGUGGUGUAGGUGACUAUGGCAGAUAUGGUGGUUACACAACCAGCUACCGAAGCGGAAGAGAUGGCUACGGCGGCGGUGGAUAUGGGUUCGGUGGUAGCUACCAAUCAUACGGAGGUGGAUACGGCGGCGAAUUGAAAAGCUACGGCGAUAGUGGAUACGGAAAAUCCUAUUCAAGAAUUGUCAGCUACGGGAGUGGAAACAUAAAAUACGGCAGUGGUGGAUAUGGUAGCGGUGGAUACGGCAGUGGCGGAUACGGCGGUGGCGGAUACAGCGGUGGCGGAUACAGCGGUGGCGGAUACAGCGGUGGCGGAUACAGCGGUGGCGGAUACAGCGGUGGCGGAUACAGCGGUGGCGGAUACAGCGGUGGUGGAUAUGGCAGUGGUGGAUAUAGCAGUGCUGGAUAUGGAGGAAGUGGCUACGGCCAAAGGUAUUACGAUGGUGGACAGUCGUACAGCAGCGGAGGCUACAAGGGUGGAUACAGUGGAGAUUACGUUGGAGUUAAAGGUGGAUCUCGCAGCUACGGAAAGGACUAUAAAUGGUGAAAAAGACUCUGAAUCAGGCGCCUGGCCAGCAUGCACUAAUGUGUUUGCAUAAAACUAAAGCCCAGAAGAGUGAUGCAUGUUUUUGUCUUUUGUUGUUUUUCUAAUAAACGUUUCCUGCUCAUUCCAAAUCAUA
Rhipicephalus microplus (southern cattle tick) is the source of this 968-nucleotide messenger RNA. RefSeq lists its product as uncharacterized. The record is from RefSeq and is a predicted model, not a curated record. NCBI's taxonomy places the organism in Eukaryota, Metazoa, Arthropoda, Arachnida, Ixodida, Ixodidae.